Messenger RNA from Miscanthus lutarioriparius, 903 nucleotides. Lineage: Eukaryota; Viridiplantae; Streptophyta; Magnoliopsida; Poales; Poaceae. The record is from the annotation of a GenBank genome assembly.
AUGGCUGCUCCCAAGAAGACGAUGAGAGCUCUGCAGUACGACAAGUAUGGUGGAGGAGCAGAAGGCCUAAAGCAUGUGGAAGUUCCGGUCCCAUCCCCGAACAAGGGGGAGGUGCUGCUCAAGCUGGAGGCGGCCAGCAUCAACCCCAUCGACUGGAAAAUUCAGAAGGGCAUGGUCCGCCCCUUCCUGCCUAGGAAGUUCCCGUUCAUACCAGUUGGAGACAUAUCCGGCGAAGUCGUAGAGCUAGGCAGCGGUGUGACCAACUUCAAACCAGGUGACAAGGUCAUCUCCAUCAGCUUCGCGACUGGAGGCGGGCUAGCUGAGUACGCGGUGGCGCCGGCGUCGCUUACGGUGGCACGGCCGCCGGAGGUGUCCGCGGCGGAAGGCGCCUCUCUGCCCACGGCGGCGUCCACCGCGCUCCAGCAGCUCAAGGCCGCGGGGCCCGUCGGGCACCAAGUACGACGCGGUGGCGCACUGCGUGACGGGCACCCGUGGUCGGUGUUCGCGCCGGUUCUGGCCGACAGGGCCACGGUCGUCGAUGUCACCCCGGGGAUCGCCGCGGCGGCCAAGUCGUUCCUGCAGAAGGUGACCUUCGCCAAGAAGAGGCUGGUCCCGCUGGUCCUAAUCCCCAAGAAGGAGGAGAUGGAGUGGCUGGUGGACAUGACGAGGCAGGGGAAGCUCAAGACGGUGGUCGACUCCAGGUACCCGUUGAGCAGAGCGCAGGAGGCGUGGGCGAAGAGCAUCGAGGGCACGCCACCGGCAAGAUCGUUGUGGAAAUGGGCGGCGCAGAGUGAACCUGCGUCUGCGUGCAUGAUGAGAAACAUUGUGUUGGUUGAUUCGAUUGGACGGAUCUUAUGUGUCGGACUAUGUGGUACGGAGUACAGUGGUAAUAAGAAGGAAUAA